GGGCGGGCUGGACGCGCGGCUUCGGGCCCCGGGGGCCCGGGAAGAGCAUCCUCGGGCUUGGCGUCUGCGGCCUGGCUCCCUGCAGAACCCUGCGCAACCUUUUCCUCAUCUUCUCCUUUUUGGGCCCAGAGAUUCCUUUGGGGUGGAGCGGCCCGCCGUUCCUGACGGCGACAUCUGCCGCCUUCGCCCCCCCGCUCCUGAGUGGAAGGCUGCUGUCCGGCCCAGCCUCGCUCCCUCGCCCUCGCCCUGAAAUGGGGCUGCGGGAGAGGUGUUUGGAUCAGUCAUCAAGGAUUUUGUAUCGAAGGCACAAAAGUUUGUUAUCCAAGAUGAUGAACGCUGACAUGGAUGCAGUUGAUGCUGAAAAUCAGGUGGAACUGGAGGAAAAAACACGACUUAUUAAUCAAGUGUUGGAACUCCAACACACACUUGAAGAUCUCUCUGCAAGAGUAGAUGCAGUUAAGGAAGAAAAUCUCAAGUUAAAAUCAGAAAACCAAGUUCUUGGACAAUAUAUAGAAAACCUCAUGUCAGCUUCUAGUGUUUUUCAAACAACUGACACAAAAAGCAAAAGAAAGUAAGGGAUUGAUAUCCCUCCUGUCGUAUGGAAUUGCUGCUGAUCUCUUUUCUUUAAAACUUGGAUAGAUUCCAGUAGUACUUUUGUUUGUGGCUUCAUUGAAUAUUUAUGAAGAUAAUGUCAGAUCUAGGCAAAAUUAAGAGCAUAACAGAAGAGUUCCAUGAGUUUGUGUAUGAUGUUAGCCUAUAAAAAUGUGAAAAUGUAUUGUAGAGACUUUAUAUAUAAUUAGAAAUGCAUAUAUUUAUGAAACUUGAUAAUGUUUUAUCAAAUUUGCUUUGAUUUAUAGGUUUAGCACUGUCUUUUAUUAUAGUCAUAGUAGGAGAUACAAGAAAAUAACCACCAUGUUGUGAAAAAGUGACCAAAAUCAUGUACUGAAUGCACAGCUGUCUGUGUCUUGUUUACCAUCUUGUGCCUCUUCUCCAUUUGCUUCUUCUUUCCCAUUUCCCCUCCCCUGAAGUAAAAUUUGGUUUCACAUUUGUAAAAGCAAUUUCAAUAGUUAAUCAUCUGUGAGAGUAACCUGAACUGUAAUUAUUUAAACUUAACCAAAAUAAGAUACGUUCUCAGUUUAGAGCGCAUUAUUUGCUAUACAGUCAUGCAUCCACAUAGCGACGUUUCAGUUAACGAAUGACUGCAGAUACGAUGGGUGGUAGACCAUAUAGCCUAGGUGUGUAGUGGGCUAUACCAUCUAUGUUUGUGAACGUGCACUCUGUGAUGUUUGCACAACAAAAUUGCCUAACGACACCUUUCUCAGAACAUAUCCCCGUCAUUAAGCAGUGCAUAACUGUAUUUAGUAAUAAGAUAGGGUUGUUGGUUUCUCUUGAAUCAAUUAAAAAUAGAGGCUAUAAAAAUGAAGACUUUUUCCUUGAAACUGAAUUGUCAAAUUGGGAAAAUUUGUUGAAAACUUCCUUUUACACAAAGUAAUUUGGUAUCUGAAAAGAUGACCUCUGGUCUUGUGGAUGUUUGACAGAAAAUUUUGAGGAAAAAUAGAAGUAGGAUAUAAAAAGUACUUGGUAAACACUAGUAACCAACUCCAGAUGUUUCUACUCCAGAUCUGUUAUCUCUGGCACAGAAUUGAUCUUUGGGAAAUAUAUAUGAAAGUGGAUUAAGUUUGAUUAACCUUACAUAAACCACAUCUAGAAGAGAAGAGUUACAAAGACUUUGGUCUCCAAGUAUAUAAAUAUACUACAAAGUAUAUUUAUAGUACCCAGCAGAUCAAUUUUUGCAAAAUCCCUUGUGUAUUAGUAUCAGAAUCAUGAGUAAAAUGGGAGAGUUUUACAUGUAUACUAAUUGAUAAUAUUCUCAGUAUUUUAUCUCAUUACUUCUCCCACAAUUUUCUAUAAACCUAACUUAACUACUUGGUUUGCAGAGUUUUAGUCAUUCUUCAACAGUUUUUAAAAAUGUAGUUUGUAGACUCCAUUUGCUAAGGAAAUUAAUACCAGGAAUAAUGUUAAAAUGUUAAAUAGGAAAAGAGAGUCACUAAUAUAGCUUAUAGUUAUUAGAUUUGGCCUACUUUUAAUCAUGGAAUAUGUUUGUAUUGGUGUACGAUUCAAUGAAUGACUUUAGCUGUAUGAGUAUAUAAUAGUCAUACUGCAAAACGUUUUGUAUUCUUUUUGUUACCUAAUUUACAAACAUUUAAAAUUGUGUUGCAAUUUUGCUUUGCUGUUUAAUAAAAAGCUGUUUCAGA
Hipposideros armiger (great roundleaf bat) is the source of this 2255-nucleotide messenger RNA. It is a transcript of the gene SCOC, whose product is annotated as short coiled-coil protein. Gene Ontology annotation, cellular component: trans-Golgi network. The record is from RefSeq and is a predicted model, not a curated record. The transcript is spliced from 4 exons. The coding region runs from base 252 to 575 and encodes 107 amino acids. NCBI's taxonomy places the organism in Eukaryota, Metazoa, Chordata, Mammalia, Chiroptera, Hipposideridae.